AUGUUCCAAAAGGGUUCUGGUAUUUAUGAUGGGCCAGGCGACUCUUACACAUACUCCUUUGUUGCCAACCCUGCCGGAACUCAUUGGUAUCACUCGCAUGACAAAGGCCAAUAUCCAGACGGACUUCGAGGCAAAAUGAUCAUCCAUGAUCGGAACUGGGAAAACAGCUUAGGCAUUGACUCGCAGAUCUAUCUCAGCAUGUCAGAUUGGCAAAUGCCUGACAUCAUCAAAGACUACAUGAGCCCAAGCAACACUAAUGGAGAUCUGCCGUCUCCUGAUACGAUCUUAGUCAACGAUACUCGCAGUGCGCCACAAUUCAAAUUCGGAGCUGGCAAGAAGUACCUCAUUCGUAUUUCCAACAUUGGUGGUCUUGCUUGUGGCCAGUUCCACAUUCAAGGGUACACCCUCAAAGUUGUCGAAAUGGACGGUGUGCAAAUACAACCCAGCAAUGCGGAUACUAUCGUCCUUUGUGCGGGUCAGACGAUUGGCGUAGUGGUUCAGGGAAAGACCAAUCCCAUGGGAGGAGCCAACUACAUUGUUAAAAUGACCACUGACAUGCUUACGGGGAACAUCCCAUCUGAGAGCGCGAGAACCGUUAUAGGAAAGCUCAUUUAUAACCUGUUGGGGUCGAUCAUUGACUUUAUCACGGACAUUCUCACGUUCAACUGGCAACCCGCCUCGACAUUUGACGACUUCUCCGCAAAGCCACUGGACGGCCAAAAGCUUUUGUCUCCAGUAGACAACAAGAUCGAGCUCGCAACCAACCAGACGUACUUUUCGGGAAUCGGAACCCGUAUCGGGAUGGGCGCUCAGCCUUGGGUACCUGCGAAAGUUCCCUCGCUUUACACUGCGCUAACAACUGGCUCCAACGCCAUGGAUCCGGCCACGUAUGGAGUGGGAGUUGAGCCCCAUGUCGUAAAGUCCGGACAGGUAAUCCAGAUUCAUUACCAGAACACGCAUCCAUAUCCGCAUCCGAUGCAUCUUCACGGCCAUGUCUUUCAAAUCGUGGCCAAAGGUUCUGGGGCGUGGAAUGGCGUCGAAAGCUCGCUUCCUAAUAUUCCCGCGAAGCGCGACGUUGCAGUAGUUGCCGCCAAUGGCUAUCUCGUUAUUCGCUUCAAAGCCGACAACCCGGGCGUCUGGUUGUUCCAUUGCCAUAUCGAUUUGCAUCUCGUCGGCGGCAUGGCUGCUACAAUUAUAGAAGCGCCAGAUCUUGCCCAAGGCAUAUUAUCCGUGCCUGCGGCUGGCAUCUCGAAUUGUCAGAAGGGUAAUCGGUUAUACAGCGGCAAUUGCGCGGGUGACCAAGGUGCCAUCUCGGCGAGCGAUUCUGCCAGCAAGUGCAACACAGUGCUGAACUCGGAUGGAAACAAUAAAGGUGCACUGAUUGGUUGA
Parastagonospora nodorum SN15 is the source of this 1389-nucleotide messenger RNA. RefSeq lists its product as hypothetical. The transcript is spliced from 5 exons. The coding region runs from base 1 to 1389 and encodes 462 amino acids. Gene Ontology annotation, biological process: cellular response to iron ion starvation; reductive iron assimilation. The record is from RefSeq and is a predicted model, not a curated record. Gene Ontology annotation, cellular component: high-affinity iron permease complex. Gene Ontology annotation, molecular function: copper ion binding; ferroxidase activity. Lineage: Eukaryota; Fungi; Ascomycota; Dothideomycetes; Pleosporales; Phaeosphaeriaceae.